Molecule: messenger RNA, 4842 nt
Organism: Varroa destructor (honeybee mite)
Lineage: Eukaryota; Metazoa; Arthropoda; Arachnida; Mesostigmata; Varroidae
Gene: Cont
Product: Contactin
Biological process (GO): cell-cell adhesion
Molecular function (GO): protein binding
Source: RefSeq, a predicted model, not a curated record
UGUGAGCUCUGUUAACACAGUUUGGAACUAACUCGUUCGAGUAUGCCAAAUUGAAUUAUUUCAGAUGACUGAUAGAAAACUGAAUAAAAAUAUUAAACUUGUUUUACCAGUUUCCGGACGACGGCGGGCAGCUUCUGCCGAAUCUGACGUUACGUUAAAGGAAUGCCCGUCUUUUUGCCAAAGAGGCACGGUAGCACUGUCGCAGAAGUACAUUCUCUAUAGAAUAAAUGCACGAAGCCCUACAACAGAAGGAGGAGUUCCUAUCGAAUUUCAAACAGCAAAGGCUUUCUUUGACUUUUCCUCCUAAAAGUUGUAAGCCCAGAAAGCAGACAUCGAAUGCAAAUGUGUCAUGAGCUAGCUAAAUUAAGCUAACAAACACUUAGAGAGUUAAAAUGUGGUUUGAUUGGCGGUUAUCCGCUUUCUGGAGCGCAGUAUUACUACAGCGUCCAUUGUUAUCGAUCGCUCAGGAGUGCCCGCGCGGAUGGCAAGAAUUCUCUGAAUCGUGUUACAAAUUCUUUCGCUCACCGCCGAAACUCCGCGAUGAUGCACGAGAGCUGUGCCAAACUUAUAAUGCUCGUUUGGUCAGUGUCAAUUCGUACGAAGAGCACCAGUUCAUUGUAAGAUGGCUCCGGGCUAACGACCCACAGCAUAGGCGCUGGUGGACAUCCGGCUACGAACUCAACGGCGCGUGGUCUUGGGACGGAGAUGGAACAUACUUUUCAAACAUUGACAACUUGUGGCUACCUGAUUCAGGGAAUUUAAUUUGGAACUACGCUGCAUACAACUACUCACAAUUUAACCAUCGGUGGGGUUUGGAGAGAGCCUCUCCUUCGGAUCCUCUGGCGCUGAUUUGUGAAAUAUUCAAAGAGAAUUUGCACCAGAUCAUCUUACAGGAAAGAACGAUUGAUUACGGGGUAACUGAGUUGGAUUCAGAACGAAUUCCUCGUGGUCCUUAUUUUACUCUUGAUCCAGUCGAUGUAAUUUUCGAUCAGAGCGGUCGGUCACAGGUAGACCAUGUUUCUUUACGCUGUGUCGCCUCAGGAUAUCCAGCUCCUACAUACAAAUGGUACCGGGAAUCGUUCGAGGGUGAUGAUCUUGUCGCAACUGAGAUCGAUCCCUUAUCGACUGAUCGGUAUACUCAGACCGAUGGAACUCUUAUUGUGUCACACCCAGAGCCAAAUAUCGAUCGUGGGAAAUAUCACUGCAUGGCGGAAAACAAGUUCGGAAGAAUAAAAUCGCGCACCGUCACUCUUGGCUUUGGAUAUAUCGGUGAGUUUAACAAGAAACGUACAAUUGAUAGGGGCAAAGAGUAUUGGGGAAAAUCAAUCGCAUGCGAUGAACCUCAACACUAUCCCAAGGUCAACUAUUACUGGACGCGAAAUUCGUUCCCGAAUUUUGUCGAAGAGGAUCAACGAGUGUUUGUCUCGCAUGAUGGCCAUCUUUACUUCAGUUCCCUUGAGAAAAUCGACAACGGAAACUAUUCGUGUAACGUUCAGAGUGACAUCUCGGACACUGGACGGACGGGUCCAUUCUUCCCCGUCAUUGUUGAACCUGGCUCAAGCGGGCAAAAACUUUUAUUUCCGAAUAAUUUCCCCAAAAGCUUCCCGCAAACUGUGUUGGCUGGUGAUCGAGUGAGACUUGAGUGUGUCGCAUAUGGCUAUCCAGUGCCCAAAUACAACUGGACCCGGGUUAAUGGAGACUUGCCAUAUGGAAGUCGCAUUGAAAAUCACGGACGUGUACUGAUUGUUCCAAAAACGCGUGUUGAGGAUGAAGGAGAGUAUAUUUGUAGCGCUAUAACUAGCCAGCAAUCAAUUCAAAAGUCCCAUCACCUUUCUGUCCAGGCAAUUCCUGAGUUCACGAUUCCCCUUGAGAAUCAAAUUGUCGAUGAGGGCGCUUCGCUAACAUGGGACUGUGAAGCAUUUGGCAUUCCUGAUAUUUCCUACGAAUGGUACUAUAAUGGCCGGUCUUUAAACGAUACGAGCAAUUUGCACCGUCUCGGCCGCUAUGUCAUCCAUGACAACGUCCUAAUCAUACCACAAGUGAUCAAAGGAGGGGAAAAGGACGGUGGCGAUGAGGGAAUGUAUCAAUGUAUGGCAAGAAAUCAGAUUGGGACAACUUUUUCGGCAGCACAGUUGAAAGUCAUUGCUCUUGCGCCAAAUUUUCGCAAAUAUCCGCUUGAAACGGAGUUGUACGCGGCAGAAGAUGGUAACGUGACAAUCGCUUGCCGACCUGAGGCUGCCCCUUUUCCCGAGUUCCAAUGGCGCAAAGACGGCUACUCGAUUGGGGCACUUGGCGGGGGUCGAGUCCACGUUAUGCCAAAUGGCUACCUUCGGAUCAAUCCGGUCAGACAUGAAGAUGAAGGCAAUUACACAUGUUUUGCAAAGAACAUUUAUGGACAAGACUGGUCCUCUGGCAGACUGAUCGUUUUACCUCCACCGAUCGCCUAUCAAAGUCCUCCCCCACGGCUGAGUGCAGUCGUCAACGAUACAGUGGUGCUCGUUUGUGAGGCUCUCGUGUCUCCACUGCUUGACCUUUCGUAUGUAUGGGCGCACAAUGACCUUAAGAUCGACUGGAAGACGAAUCCUCUCCAUGAAUACAAAUACUCCAUUGUAGGUGCCGGUAAUUUGGUGAUCCGAAAUGUGACCUUUUCGGAAGCUGGAUUCUACCGUUGCACUGCGAAAACAUCUAUAGGCCGUGUGGAAAUGCAUAGCGAGUUGAUCGUCAUUGGCCCGCCUGGCCCAGUGGGUGCGGUUAAGGCUGAAAGUGCUAACGAAACUUCGGCCUUGAUCACCUGGACAGAUGCAUCGACAAAUGGCCGACCUUUCAAAGGCUAUCUUAUAGAAGGAAGAACAAACCACAACCAUACGUGGAGGCUUAUUGCGAACUAUACAACAGGAGACCGCUUUCGCUUGGAACCGCCAUUCCGGACAUUUCGACGCUCCUAUCAGCUGCCUCGUGGAUCACUCUCACCCUUUAGUGGAUAUGAGUUUCGCAUUGCUGCCUACAAUGAUCUGGGAACCGGCGAGUUCUCUGACCCAUCGCCAGUUGUGUCGACAUUGGAGGACCGACCCUAUAAAUAUCCUGACCAUGUUGGGGGAGGCGGAGGCAAAGCUGGAUCACUUACCAUCACCUGGGAUCAAUUGCAUGCCGAGGAUUGGAAUGCACCGCAGAUCUGGUAUAUUGCCUACUGGCGACCGGCAAGCGAAAAGGGUGAGUUUAACAAAAGGAACCUCAAAGACUAUGGUAAUGUCGGGCUUUAUGUAGUGAACGUCGGCGAGGAAAACUACUUCCGUCCUUAUACUGUUAUGGUGCAAGCGAUGAACUACAAAGGAGCCGGUCCUCUCUCAGUUGAGACCGAUGUGUACUCGGCCGAAGCUAUGCCUCAAGUACAACCAACUGGUGUAUAUGCAAUUGCAUAUAACUCAACCGCGCUUAAUGUCACCUGGACCCCACUGGAUGUUACAAGGGAGAAGAUACGAGGACGACUCAUUGGGCACAGAAUCAAAUAUUGGCGCAGCGAUGCCGAUGCCGAGGUUGACUUUUUGGUACUACUUAAUCGGGGCUUACGCAAUUGGGCCCUAAUUGUCGGUCUUCAACCCAACACCGAGUAUCGUGUAGCCGUUAUGGCAUACAACGAUGCCGGCAGUGGUCCGGAGUCUGAGUACUUCAUUCAAAAGACAUGGAAGGCUGCUCCACUACGUCCUCCAACAUCCGUUAAGGUCCGAGCCAUUGGUGAUACUUCGGUCAAAGUCACGUGGCGAGGCGUGGUACCAUCUAUUGAAGAGGAAUCGAUUCAAGGAUAUAUGGUCCGCUACUGGGAAGCCGAUCAGGAUUAUACACAAGCAAAAGAAGUCCGACGCGUGUUGGAUGUACACAGUUCCGAGCUGGAUGCCAUCGUCUCUGGUCUCGUCCCUGGCAAAGUGUACAAGCUGCGAGUACUUGCGUACUCGCUGGGUGGAGAUGGGAAGAUGUCGUCUCCUCCAUGGGAAUUCCGGCUCGGAGAAGGUGUUCAGUCGCCAUUAACAUCGGCAGCAUCACAAUGCAUACCAGCUUGCUUUGCAUCUAGCCUGGUCGUGGUACUUAUUGGUAAGCUCCUGUGCAACUGGUGAGAUCCAUCUGUCGUCUCUUGUCAGAGCGAGAACGAGUGAGAGAACUCUGAGGUAAUCUGUACUAAAAACCCGAAAGGGAACAUCACUUUAAUUCGACACUACUAUUAAUAAUAUGCUGUAAUAGCAUUGUGUUGUACAUAUGCAUGCCGGAGAAAAUAUGGUGAGAGUCGAGAAUGUUUAAUAUAAACGCGUGAAAGGGUGCAAUUGAGUGACACAUAAGUAGCCGGUAAACGUGGAGUGGCAGCUAUUAUUUAAAAAUUCACGCAUAGAACGAUACCUACACACCCUUACAGAAACUCACCCUCAGAAAGACGAAAAAAUGUGAACAUGUGUAUGAAUCAAGUAGAGAAACCGAGUGCUGUUCUAGAAUCACGGCGAAAUAAAUGAAAUAGUCUCAACGUUUGCGAUGAAAUAGGAAAAGAAUAGCGUUCAGACGCAAAUAGUAAUAAUUUGAUAAUUACAGUUUAAUGCAGGCGGAAAACUUUAUAAUUAGGGGACAAAUGUUGAUACUGUUACAGCACAAAAUAAUGUAACGAUAUUGACUGUACUAACGACUUUGCCGCUUCUUGCUCUCACUAUUAUCACCAGGGAUAGAUAGUAGCAUCUAAUAUUAUAUGUAUAAAUUAAUAAGAUAUAACAAGUAGCAUUACGUAAGGAAGAUUCGCUUUACAUUAAAAGCGAAUAAAAAGCAGAAUGUAUCAGAAAUAAACUUUUUUAUAUUUUAUACAACCUC